Molecule: messenger RNA, 3610 nt
Organism: Limulus polyphemus (Atlantic horseshoe crab)
Lineage: Eukaryota; Metazoa; Arthropoda; Merostomata; Xiphosura; Limulidae
Gene: SMC5
Product: structural maintenance of chromosomes protein 5-like
Exons: 25
Coding region: 128-3367 (1079 amino acids)
Biological process (GO): double-strand break repair via homologous recombination
Cellular component (GO): Smc5-Smc6 complex
Molecular function (GO): ATP binding; ATP hydrolysis activity
Source: RefSeq, a predicted model, not a curated record
UAAAAGUGUUAGUUCUAAGCUUUAAAAAAAAUAAGAUAAAAAAUGUUUUUUUUUACAUGGUAGUAAUUCUAACGCCGGAAACUUUUUAUAAUUGUGCGACGCGGGAAAUAUCGUUAUUACUGGCGAAAUGGGAAGUAGCAAGAUUAAACAAGGUACUUUUCUAACAAAACAAAAAAUAGGAAAUGUACGAAAUAAUGAAAACAAUGGAUAUCAGAAGGGCUCAAUUGUCAGAUUAAAGCUAGAAAACUUUCUGACUUAUGAUUCUGUUGAAUUAUCACCUGGUCCUCAUCUCAAUCUCAUCAUUGGUCCAAAUGGGACAGGGAAGUCUACUAUUGUGUGUGCAAUUUGCCUUGGGCUUGGAGGGAAAACUAGUGUCAUUGGACGAGCCAAUCAUGUUGUAGAUUACAUUAAACAUGGUUGUAAUAAAGCAUCCACCACAAUUGAAUUAUUUAAUCCUGAUGGAAGAAACUGGGUAAUAACCAGGGAAAUCACAGAAAAUAAUUCUACUUGGAAGAUCAAUGAUGCUUCUGUGUCUUUGAAAGAUGUAGAGAAUCUUGUGAUGGAGCUGAACAUUCAAGUUGGUAACCUGUGUCAAUUUUUGCCUCAAGAUAGGGUUGCAGAUUUUGUUCGAAUGAAUAAACAUGAAAUGUUAGAGAAUACAGAAAAAGCUCUGGAUGGAUUCCAGCCAGCCCGUAAUGGAAGGGUUAAAGCAAAGAAGGUGGGUCCACCAGUAAUGCAUGAAUAUCAUUGCCAGCUAAAGGAGCUCCGAGUACAAACUCGAACAGUAGAAACAUCUUUUAAAAAUACAAAAGAGUAUUUAGAAAAUGAAAAACAAAAAAUUGGUAGGCUAGAAGAUGAUGUGAAGUAUUUUCAAGAAAGACAGCGACAUUUAGAAAGAAUUGAAAUUUUGAACAAGAAGAGAUGUUGGAUAGAAUAUGAAGAAGUGCGGCAGCAGUAUGUCCAAGAGAAAGAAAAGAAAGAUGUUUUAAACAAAAAAAUUAAAUACUUGCGUGACAAGAAUACCCCCUUAGAAAAAAAAUUGAGUGAUGCCAGCGGGAAAGUACAAGAACUGGAUAGUGGCAUAACCAUACUGAGUCAGGAAGCAAGAGAAUAUGGGCAGAAAGUUGUGAAUCGUACAAAACAGUUUGAAGAGUAUGGUGAAAAGAUUCAAGAGGUUGUAGAAGAAUUCAACUUGAAGAAACAGACAGAGGAAGACAGAAAGCAAAGAAUCUAUAUGUGGAAACAACAGCUUGAAGGCUUGGAGAACGAAUUAGAAAGUUUAAGUGUGGAUCAUCAAGAUGUUUUCCCACUUCUUUCAGAAGUUUCAAAAGAAAUAGCUGAAGUGUCACGAAAGAUUUACACUAUUGGUUCUGAAAAAGAAAAUGUUAAAACAAGUAUAGAAGCUAAUGAAAAUCGAAUAAAAGGAACAGAAAGACAUUUAAACAAAAUCAAAGAUGUAGGAUGUCAGAGACUGGAAAUGCUCCGGCGAAAAAAUAAGUCUGCAUAUGAUGCUGUAAUUUGGCUAAGAGAGAAUGAGCAGAAAUACAAGAAAAAAAUAUAUGAACCAAUCAUGUUACAGAUUAAUGUAAAGAAUCCAGAAUGGGCGAAAUAUGUAGAAGCUCAAAUUCCUUUUAAUGAUAUGAUAGCAUUUGUCUGUGAAGAUGAAGAAGAUUUGGAAAGCUUCAUGAAGACUUUGAGGGAUGAACAAAAUCUCAAAAUCAAUGUAGUCAUGGCUCCAAAAACAUCACUUGACUCUUUUAAACCUCCAUUUUCUAUUGCUAAUUUUAAAAAAUUUGGAUUCCAUCAUUACCUACAAGACCUUUUUGAAGCUCCAAAUGCUGUAAUGAGAUAUUUAUGCCAUAUGCACCAUGUACACUGUGUUCCAGUUGGUAAUAAGUUUACCAAAGAUAAUGUGGAAUGUAUUAUUAACCAAACACCUUUCAAGAGAUUCUUCACUGAAAAUCAUUUGUAUUCUGUCCGAAAGUCAAGAUAUACAAAUCAGCUUUCAACAAUUUCAUCAGAAAUGAGGAAAGCAGACUUACUGGCCUUGUCUGUAGACACAACUCAAGUGCACCACUUGUCUGAAAAAUUACAGAUUUUUCAAGAAGAACUGAAGCUGUGGAAAGCUAAACAUUUUGAAUAUGAACAGGAAGAGAAACAACUUAAUGUCAAACAGGAAGAACUUCGUCGAAAAAAGAAAAAUCUUACAACAGUGAGAGACAACAGAAAUAGUUUGAUUGCUAAAAUUGCACUUAAGAAAGAAAACAUUCAGCGAGUAGAGAGAGAAGCUAUUGAUUUGACAGAUGCAAAAAAAAAAGUAACAGAAAAGAUUUUAUUGUUUGCAAAGAAAAAGAGUCAGAUUCUUCAAGAGCGUACAAAGUUAAUAGAGAACUGUCUUGAGUCACACAAGAAGAAGGUGAAGUUGGCAUUAUUUCAUGCUGAGGCUGUUACUAAUAAACUGGAAGCUGAAAGAGAGAUCUUUGAAGCCUCUACUACAAUUCAAGAAGCAGAGCAACAAUUGGAGCAAGUUAAGGAAGUUAUGGAUAAUAAAAAGAACGAAGCACAUAACUUGUUAGAUAUUGCUAAAAAAAUCACAGGAAUUCACCCAAAUGAAGAACUACCAGAAGAUCUAAAAAAGUUCUUUGCACAACUCCCUCAGACAGUGGAUGAGAUAGACAAUGAAAUUCAUAAAGAACAAGCCAAAGCUGACUGUUUGCUGCAGACUGAUGAAAGUGUAGUUCAAGAAUACAAGCAGAAAAAACAGGAAAUCAAGAAAAUUGAGAAGGAAUUUUGUAACAAAAUGCAACAUCUUGAACAACUUAAAAAAAAGAUUGAGGAAAUAAAACAGCUUUGGCUUCCUUGUCUAGAAGAAUUAAUAAGUCAUAUCAACAUGAAAUUCAGAAAGUACUUUGCUGCCCUGGGCUGUGCUGGAGAGGUAACUCUAAGUACAAGUGAGAAUCCUGAAGACUUUGAGAACUAUGGAGUUUUGAUUCGAGUGAAGUACAGAGAUACUGAGGAAUUGAAAGAGCUGACACCAUACCAUCAGAGUGGAGGAGAACGAAGUGUUGCUACAGUUCUCUACAUGAUGGCCCUGCAAGAGAUGACUAAAGUUCCUUUUCGCUGUGUGGAUGAAAUCAACCAGGGGAUGGAUUCCAGGAAUGAAAGAAGGGUUUUUGAGCUAGUUGUACAAACAGCUUGUCUAGAAGCCACAUCUCAAUAUUUUCUUCUCACUCCAAAAUUACUUCCUGACCUGGCCUAUGCAGAAAAUAUGACAAUCCUCUUUAUUCAUAAUGGCCCAAAGAUGUUGAACCAUACUCAAUGGAACUUACAGCAGUUUCUUCAAAGGCAGAUUAGACUGACAGAAUGAAUUUAUAUUCUAUAGUCCUCUAAACCCAGCAAUAGGUUUUUGUAUUUUCAGAUAUAUGAUUUAUUUUAAACUACAUGUAAAACUUUUAUGAAAAAAUAUAUAUCUUUUGUAUGUGUAAUACCACAGUGUUUGUUAUAUUUAAGCUUUUGUCACAACCAACUCAGGUAUGAUUACUGGAAUUGGAAAUAUGCUUUUAUAAGUAUUCUUUAAUUUGGAAUAAAUCCCAUUAUUUUACAGUUUAAA